Dipodomys ordii (Ord's kangaroo rat) is the source of this 2172-nucleotide messenger RNA. RefSeq names its product adenylate kinase 7 (gene Ak7). Lineage: Eukaryota; Metazoa; Chordata; Mammalia; Rodentia; Heteromyidae. Gene Ontology annotation, cellular component: cytoplasm. The transcript is spliced from 19 exons. Gene Ontology annotation, biological process: nucleobase-containing compound metabolic process. Bases 1 to 2172 code for a protein of 723 amino acids. The record is from RefSeq and is a predicted model, not a curated record. Gene Ontology annotation, molecular function: ATP binding; AMP kinase activity.
AUGGGCGAAGAGGAAGGUGCUAACCAGGCCGAAAGAGUUAUCCGAAUCCAGAGAGUGUUUAUAAACCUGCUGGACACCUACAGCAGCAGAAACAUUGGAAAGUAUCUAUCCAAUUGUGUUGUUGGGGCUUCGCUUGAAGAAAUUGGAGAGGAGGAGGAAGAGGAAGAUGACACCAAGUCAGCGGCCCGGGAAGCCUUUUCAUUCAGACAGAGGGAGGGCACCUUCCAGAUCGUGGGCACCCUGUCCAAGCCUGAAAGCCCCCGGCCAGACUUCGCUGUGGAGACGUACUCGCAUACCAUAUCUCGGGAUGACCUCCUCACCCGGCUGAUGGAGUGCGAUGUUACCAUUUAUAAUAUCACGGAGUACUCACAGCAAAUAGAAGAAGCCUUAUGGGCAGUCUCUGCCCUGAAUGAGGAAGUCUCCCAUUUUGAAAAGCGGAAGGUGUUUAUUUUACUUUCCACGGUGAUGACAUGGGCCCGAUCCAAACCUCUGGACCCGGAUGAUUCCGAGGUUCCAUUUACUGAAGAGGAUUAUCGGAGAAGAAAGCAUCAUCCUAAUUUUGUGGAUCACAUAAAUGCUGAAAAAAUGGUUCUCAAAUAUGGAAAGAACAUGAAGAAAUUUGCAACGUAUGUGAUUGCUUCAGGACUUCAGUAUGGAGUGGAAGGAGGCAUCUUACACAACUUUUUUAAGAUGGCCUGGCUAGGUGAGAUUCCUGCCCUGCCUGUUUUUGGAGAUGGAACAAAUGUAAUCCCAGCCAUUCAUGUUCUUGAUCUAGCAGGAGUGUUACAAAACGUGAUAGACCACAUACCAAAGGUUCACUACCUGGUUGCUGUGGAUGAGUCUGUGCAUACGCUGGAAGACUUCAUCAAGUGCAUCAGCAAACAUACUGGCCCUGGGAAAAUUCAGAAAAUGUCUAAAGAGAGCGCCUUCCUAAGCAAGGAGCUUACACAAGAGCAUCUUGACCAGUUGCUGGUGAACUUGAGAAUGGAAGCGCUAUACGUGAAGGAGAAUUUUAACAUCCGGUGGGUUGCCCAAACAGGAUUUGUAGAAAACAUCAACAACAUCCUCAAAGAGUACAAGCAAAGCAGAGGCUUACUGCCAAUCAAGAUUUGUAUUCUUGGUCCUCUUGCUGUAGGAAAGACCACAGUUGCCCAAGAGCUGUCCAAAUACUACAAAGUGCCUCACAUCCGAGUAAAGGAAGUGAUUGCCGAAGCCAUAGCCAAGCUGGAGUCCAUCAUUGCACCUAAGGACCCAGGAGAGGGAGAAGAAGAAGGUGAAGAGGAAGAAGAGGAGGAGAACGUGGAAGAUGCUCAGGAACUCUUAGAAGGUGUCAAGGAAAGCAUGGAGCAGAAUGCAGGUCGGCUAGAAGAUCAAUAUUUAAUCAGAUUCAUAAAAGAAAAGCUAAAAUCUAUGCCUUGUAGGAAUCAAGGUUACAUUUUGGAUGCAUUUCCAAAGACUUAUGACCAAGCAAAAGACCUUUUCAAUCAAGAAGAUGAGGAAGAAGAAGAAGAAAUCAGAGGCAAAAUGUUUCCCAUUGACAAAAUAAUUGUACCUGAGUUUGUUUGUGACCUGGAUGCCUCAGAUGAGUUUCUGAAGGAGCGGGUGAUGAACCUCCCUGAGAACAUCGUGGCGGGGACCCACUACAGCCAGGACCUGUUCCUCCGGGCCCUGAGCACCUAUCGCGACCUCAAUACUGAGGAUGAGACUGUCUUCAACUAUUUUGAUGAAAUUGAAAUCCACCCAAUACACAUUGAUGUAGGAAAACUUGAAGACCCUCAGACCAAAACUAUUAUGAAGAUGCUCAUCAAAGAGAUUGGGGAGCCUCGAAAUUAUGGUUUAACAGAUGAGGAAAAAGCAGAACUGGAGAGGAAGACUUUGGAGGAACGCCUGGCCAAGGAGGCUGCUGAGGAAGCAGAACGCGAGCACAAUGAGGCCGUGGAGGUGGCAGAGAAGCUAGCUCGCUGGGAGGAGUGGAAUAAACGACUGGAGGAAGUGAAAAGAGAAGAGAGAGACUUACUGGAGGCCCAGUCUGUUCCCUUAAGAAACUAUCUAAUGACGUAUGUCAUGCCAACCCUUAUGCAGGGUCUCAAUGAGUGCUGUAAGGUUAGACCUGAUGAUCCUGUUGAUUUCCUGGCAGAAUAUCUCUUCAAACACAACCCUGACAUGCAGUAA